AUGUCCAAGAGAUACGGUCUACCAACGCAACUCCGCAGUGUUUCUUCAACAUGCACCUUAAGAGCUCCGAUAGCUCCUAUAAGCAGACGGUUCUCUGCAGCGCGUUCACUGAAUCAGACACCGCCCUCAUCUACGAGCAAUAAUGAAAAGAAGAACGCACAUGAGCCAGAAGCGGAAGAAAAAGAUAGUCCGAUGGGACGUCGUCUGGCCCAGAUGACCGAAGAUGCGAUGCUAGAAGGAGGACAGUCUGCGCGCCGUAACAUUGAGCAAGCAGGGUUCUCAGAGGAGUUGAAAGAAGCACUCGCUGAGCGAGUGGCUGCAGCUUCAUUUAGGAGCGAACAUCCGGCUGCUCAUUCUAUAAUUAAUAUGCCCUCUGCUGCUGGGCAAGGCACGCGAGAGCAAGCUGCUGCUCCUGCUUGGACAGGAACCGAGCGCGUUGAAGAUACUACGCUGCGCAUGCUGGACGAUGCCAGCAAGCCGAUCCGAAUGCCAUACAAAAUCCCCGAACCCGUCGUCUACAAACCCAGCCCGAAGCCCCCAAAGUCCCACGGACUUCGAAUAGCAGAAGCAAAAGACCGCACUUCUACCUACACACUGAGUAAAGCGCCUGGAUUUUCCGACGAGGAGCGCGAGAACAUGCGCCGCGAGAUGAGGGAGAACUUGACACCCGGGGCGCAUUCAAUGCCAAUUUCCAUCUCUGGUCUUUCAUCUCUCGCAAAUGAGCGGAUAGAGGAUGCUAUUGCCCGCGGACAAUUCAAGAAGAUUCGUCGGGGCAAGGGCGUCAAUACCCAGACGGAUCACAAUGCGAGCAGCGCAUUCAUCGAUACAACUGAAUACUUUAUGAAUAAGAUCAUCCAGCAGCAGUCCAUCGUGCCGCCGUGGAUCGAAAAGCAACAGCAACUUGCCACCGAAAUCAGUCAGUUCCGCGCACGUCUCCGAGCGGACUGGCGGAGACAUGCUGCGAUGUUGAUUGCGAGCCAGGGCGGAUCAUUGGACGUGCAAAUGAAACGGGCGAAAGCCUAUGCAGCAGCCGAGGCCCGGGUCGCAGAGAAAGCGAACCUGGCAGCUUCAUUCAAAGAAGAUCCCAACAAGGAUUCAUCCGUCUCAGAUAUCGAUACUGAUGGUCGGAUUGUGUCGAGGCCGAAGACAUCCCAGGACUCUGCGGUCAAAGAUGGCAACGAAGGGCCCUCCGAAGAUCUAGCCCAUCUUCCCCCAUUGCGAGAUCCCGGCUACCUCGCAAUCGAGCGCUCUUAUCAUGAACUUGCUGUGAAGCAAAUCAACUCACUCGCACGCUCUUACAACCUUCAAGCACCUCGAUCAGCCCACAAACCUUACAUCAAUCUUGAUCGAGAGCUCAAGGCAUGUUAUGCGGAUGUAGCUCCUGGGCUAGCAGAGGAAAUCAAACGCCGAGCUACAGAGCGUGCGCGUCCGUCAUCAGUUGUGCCACCGGCUUCUUCGAGUAGGUUUGGGUCGCUAGGCACAGCGCAGAAUGUACGGAUUCAUGAGGAGGAUCAGUCCAAAGGAUAUGGUAUGAAGCAGCUAUGGCGCGAUUUAUUUGCUAAAUCUUGA
Messenger RNA from Penicillium bovifimosum, 1569 nucleotides. Its product is annotated as DnaJ family domain-containing protein. Bases 1 to 1569 code for a protein of 522 amino acids. NCBI's taxonomy places the organism in Eukaryota, Fungi, Ascomycota, Eurotiomycetes, Eurotiales, Aspergillaceae. The record is from RefSeq and is a predicted model, not a curated record. The transcript has 2 exons.